Ceraceosorus guamensis is the source of this 1406-nucleotide messenger RNA. RefSeq lists its product as hypothetical. Lineage: Eukaryota; Fungi; Basidiomycota; Exobasidiomycetes; Ceraceosorales; Ceraceosoraceae. The transcript is spliced from 3 exons. The coding region runs from base 114 to 1406 and encodes 430 amino acids. The record is from RefSeq and is a predicted model, not a curated record.
CGAUUGCGCCACAUGUCGAGCUGGAACGAGUGAUCCAAGUCUAUGUGGAUGGAACAGCCUCUACCCUAGCGUGUGUGGGUGGUCAUCAAGUUGAGGGGUGGCUCUUGACCGCCAUGAUGCGAAGCUCUCUGAACGCUCGUCAAGAAGCCAAGCUGAGACUCGCUUAUGGGCUGGCAGAGGACGAAGCGCUUCCUCGACCUUUUGGAGACAAUCCCUUUGCGGGCGAUGCUGACCCGAACGAGUCCGUUGCAAGCCUGUGCGGUAUUGGGCAGGCUGUGUUCGACUUCGAGCUUAAAGAGAUUUCCGCAAGAGCACUACUUGGACGAGGAGAUCUUGCGGUGGUUGCGGUGAAGAAUGAGGUGAAUGGUGAUCGCGUCGCCUCGGAGUGGAGCGACGGGCAGGGCAACAGUUCGGCAUCGCCUCUACAAGUCUGCGGAACCUUGUCUAGAGGUAGAGCAUCAUCUGUUCACCUCAUCAAAAUGUGUAACGGCCGACUGGUCGUGCUCAAAUUGUUCCACAAGACAGAAAUUGGUUCGCUUCAAUUUGAGCGAGAGUCACAAGCUUAUGCGUCGCUAGGAAGGCAAGGUCUUCUACUGCCCCCUACUACGACUGGCGGUGAACACGAGUGUGCUACCAAUGAUCUAGAUCAGCGACAGCUAGAGGCCAUUGCUCCACAUUGCUUCGGAUGGCUGAACCUAGAUCAUUUGGCAAGCGCCACGCAAACACCUCAAGGACUGAUUACUGCCAUCAAACAAAGCUCAAGAGGAAUCUUGAUUGACUACCUGAGACCACAACAAGGCUGGACGACGCUCGAAGCGCCCCACGGCUCUGCUCAGUCCCACGCUCUACAUCCGACCAGACUCUGCAGAGAGGCGUGUCAAGCUGCCAUUGAAGCCCUUCAAUGCACACCAAGGUGCCAUGGAGACGUGUACGGGCGAAAUGUGCUCGUGAGAAGCAAGCCCAUUCUCCGAACGCAUCAAGCACAGCAUGAAUCCGCAUGUGCGUCUACGACUUUCCGAAGAGAUGCUGAAGCGCAAUGGCAAGCGGUAUGGGUAGACUGGGCCUCCUCGCCCUCCAUGUCGCACAUCUACGCAGCGCACGCAAAUCCAGACGCCGAACGACGAGCGGUAUCGCUCCAUGCCAAAGCAAAACGUAAAGAGCUGGCAUUGCUUUGGAGCAGGCUCUUCGAAGUGAUGAACGAACGCGGUCUCAGCCGUUGGAGCGCUGGAGGUGCGCCAAUCUGGAUCGUCACGACGCUCUUGCACUCUUUUGCUUUCACCGUCAUGCCGUUCACAUAUUCGCGCGGAGCUGCCGAACGCCAACCCGGCACCAAGCUUGGCUACACUUACAUGGCUAAGUCGCAUCACGCAGCACAGCGAAGUUGGGAAAGGCAAGGACCUUCAUGA